Molecule: messenger RNA, 483 nt
Organism: Aplosporella prunicola CBS 121167
Lineage: Eukaryota; Fungi; Ascomycota; Dothideomycetes; Botryosphaeriales; Aplosporellaceae
Exons: 3
Coding region: 98-382 (94 amino acids)
Cellular component (GO): membrane
Source: RefSeq, a predicted model, not a curated record
ACCACUCUCUUCGCUCUCACUACAUCUCAUCGAACGGUUUAACCUACAUUGUCCAACCUUUACCAUCAAAACACAAGUGGCAAGGACAUUUUACAGAAUGUCGGCGAGCGCAAUCUUAAUCGUCCUCAUCACUCUCUUUUUCCCACCCGUCGGUGUCCUAAUAGUUGCUGGAUGCGGGACUGAUUUUUGUAUUAACUUAUGUCUCACCAUCCUCGGCUUCCUCCCGGGCCAUGUUCAUGCGUUUUACAUUGAAUACGUCUAUUACAAGCGUCGCGAGGAUGCUGCGAGAGGUAUAUACGACAGUAGGCCGGCACCCGGCGUCUAUAGCGAAAAGGUUCAAGCAGCCGGUGUGCAACAGGGCGCUACCGACGUCGCUGUUUGAACACAAGGAAGCAUAUUAGCGGAUUGCAAGCACCGUAGAUAUCUAUUGCAAAACUGUACACAGCCCUACUGGGCAAAUGAAAACUCUAGACUUAAGUGCCG